Messenger RNA from Jatropha curcas, 1495 nucleotides. Its product is annotated as Nop53 protein. The record is from RefSeq and is a predicted model, not a curated record. Gene Ontology annotation, biological process: rRNA processing; ribosomal large subunit assembly. Gene Ontology annotation, cellular component: nucleolus. Lineage: Eukaryota; Viridiplantae; Streptophyta; Magnoliopsida; Malpighiales; Euphorbiaceae. Gene Ontology annotation, molecular function: 5S rRNA binding.
GGCAGUCGAGGUUUUCUUCUCUUAGCAGCUGCGCAGCACACAACAGAAAAGAAAACAGAGAGCAGAGAGAGAUGGGGAAGAAAGCGAAGAGCUCGAGAAAAGGGAAGAAAGCUUGGAGAGCGAAUAUAAGCACUGAAGACAUAGACGAUUUCAUUGAGAAAUCUACCAAAGACGCUCUCUCUGGCGGUUCGCUCUCCCAUGUACCGACUGAGUCUCUCUUCUUCGUCGAUAAAUCAAAAGAUCUUUCUGUGAAGCGGAAGAUUGAGAAGCAUAGAGAAAAGGUACUUCGCGUUGACAGCAUACUGAAGAAGAAUCCUUUUGUUCAAACGUUGCCGUCUUCGAAUCAGAAGCAAAAUAGGAAGAAAUCUAAGAAAACCCAGAAAAAUUCUGAUGUGACUCGAGAUGAUCCUAAGGAUGAUGGUGGCAUGGUUGAUUUGUGGGAAAAUGAAGGUGAAUGCAAUAACAAAACUAGAAAGGUAUCCAUACCUUCAGUUAUUCCAGCAGUGGAAGUUGAGCCUCCAGGUUGCUCGUAUAAUCCUUCAUUUGAGGCUCAUCAGGAUUCUUUAGCUCAAGCUGUCGCAGAGGAAAUGCAGAAAGUGUAUCAAAGCGAGUUGGGACCUCAGCCUGUUCCAUUAACUGUUCCUGGGGACCAGAGAGUGAUUGAUGAAGAAGAUAUGUACUUCCUUGAGGCGGAUAAUGGUGAUGAUAAUGAAGAGGAUUUAAAUGGGAAUGAGGAUGCUGCACUAGAAAAAAACAGGUCUAAUAAAACAAAGAGGGUCACCCGAGUUGAGUUGAAUAGGAGAGCUAGGCUCAAAGAACAGCAGAAAAAACAAGCAGAAUCCAAGAAGAAAGAAGAAGUUUCAAAAGAAAUUGAUUCCUUGCCAGAUAUCAUUAAGGAAAUAGCUGAAGAAGAUGAGGAGAAGCAGAAACGACAAAUCCGGCGAAUGGUAGCUAAGCAAGAAAGGCUAAAAAUACGUCCACCGCGCUUGGGAAAGCACAAAUUUGAUCCUGCUCCUUCUCAAGUACUAUUAUCUGAGGAAAUCACUGGUUCUCUCCGGAAGCUGAAGGGUUGCUGCACCCUUCUAAGGGACCGAUAUAAAAGCUUGGAGAAAAGAGGAUUGGUUGCACCAUCUGCCAAAAAUCGAAGGAGAUAAUCGAAUGGAUCCUCAGGAACCCUUGAUUGUGUAUCAUUUUGGUGGGGUAAAGCAAAUCAGAUGCGAUUCGGUGUGAGAAGAAGCUGAGUUUUUGGAUAUGAAGAUGGAUGCCAGGGCCUCGUAAUUGGGUUGUCAUGCUCACAGCUCCAUUGGAAUUUUACUAAAAUGCCAGUUAUUAGUCUUCCAUUUGUAUUCCAUAUUUAAGCUGUUAGAAUCACUAAUAUUUUAGUAUGAAAUUUGAACUUGUAUUUGAAUUUAUUUGUAGUUCCAAAAUUUUGAUGGUUUAGAUUGAAGUAAAGAAUGCAAGUAAAGUAAAUUUUUUGUUGCAUUCUUUAAUUUAA